Dimorphilus gyrociliatus is the source of this 700-nucleotide messenger RNA. The record is from the annotation of a GenBank genome assembly. Lineage: Eukaryota; Metazoa; Annelida; Polychaeta; Dinophilidae.
UAUGUACGAAGAAAGAGUUGCCAUAGCGACUAUAGAGUUUGAUCUCUUAAGAUAUAUUAUUGACUUUGAAUUUGCUUUAACGUAUAACAUAUUGCUUGACUGCAUUAAAGUUUCUUUUUCCCCAAUUAAGGGUAAAUCAUCAUCGAUAAGAGACGCUUUGAAUGCUUGGGAAAAAAAUCAUGACUUCAAAAAAGCAUCGGAAGCCGAAGAAAUCGGGUUAAUAGGACAAAUCCCACCAAUCGAAAGGAUGGAUGCUUCUCUCUCUACUUUAACAAAUUGCGUAAAGCUAUCCCUAUCAACAAAUAGCAUUGAAAAAAUUGCAAACUUAAACGGAUUAAAACAUCUAAAAAUUCUCUCGCUUGCAAGAAACAACAUAAAAAAUUUAACUGGAUUGGAAGCUGUUGGAGAUACUCUGGAGCAAUUGUGGAUAUCAUACAACCUUAUUGAAAAAUUAAAAGGUGUCAACGUUCUGAAGAAGUUGAAAGUUUUGUACCUGUCCAAUAACUCUGUAAAAGACUGGAAUGAAUUUGGAAAACUGACCGAUCUGCAAAACCUUCAAGAGCUGUUGAUGGUUAAUAACCCUUUGGAAGAGAAACACUCAGCAGAGGGUGAUUGGAGAGACCUUGUUGCAAACAAAUUACCAAGAUUGAAAAAAUUAGAUGGUGUACCGGUAAUUAGACCAGAUGAACCAGAAGAUUAG